Tetrahymena thermophila SB210 is the source of this 750-nucleotide messenger RNA. RefSeq names its product proteasome subunit alpha type protein. Gene Ontology annotation, biological process: ubiquitin-dependent protein catabolic process. Gene Ontology annotation, cellular component: nucleus; proteasome core complex; proteasome core complex, alpha-subunit complex. The record is from RefSeq and is a predicted model, not a curated record. Lineage: Eukaryota; Ciliophora; Oligohymenophorea; Hymenostomatida; Tetrahymenidae. The transcript is spliced from 7 exons.
AUGGCUGAUAGCAACUAUGAUAGAAGUGUGAAUACUUUCUCUAAGUUAGGUUAAUUACUUCAAGUUGAAUAUGCUAUGCAAGCUGCUAAAUAAGGUAGCACUUCAACUUCUAUUGGUAUUAAAGUUAAAGGAGGAGUUAUUUUGGCUGCUGAAAGAAAGUUCGAUUCUUUAUAAGAAUCUAGACUUAUGAUCCUUAACCACAAUAUAAAAAUCUAAGAAAUCGAUACUCAUAUUUGUUGUGUUCCUGCUGGUAUUAUUCCUGAUGCUCGUACUUUGAUUGAUUACGCUAGAGUUGAAUCUUAAAACCACAGAUUCACUUACAACGAACCCAUGAGUGUCCGCUCUUUAACUCAAACUGUAUCUGACUUGGCUCUUAACUUUGGUGAAGGUGAUCCUUCUCUUAAGAGAAAGCCCAUGCCCAGACCUUUUGGUGUAGCCUUGUUAAUUGCAGGUGUUGAUGAAACCGGUCCCAGACUUUUUAAGACUGAUCCUUCAGGUUCUAUGAUGGAAUAUUAAGCUACUUGUAUAGGUUGUGGUCAAGAAGGUAUUUAGCCCACUCUCGUUGAAAAAUAUGAUGAAAAUAUGAGCAUAAGAGAAGCUGAAGUUUUAGCUCUUUCAUGUUUAAAAGAAACUAUGGAAUAAACAGCAAGCAGAGAUAAUCUUGAAUUAGCAGUUAUUCCUAUUGAAGGAGGUUAAUUUAUUGAAAGAACUCCUGAUUAUAUUGAUGAAAUCCUUUAAACUUUGGGCUGA